CAAAAUGAACAACUGUGGCUUCAUUUACUAUUAUGAUUGGAAAAGUAUAAUUUGAAACGGUUCUUGCUAUUUACUUGAGAUCCAUGUAGCUUAAUAACUGGAGGGACCAUAUCAGCUGAGCUUAACAAUUUAACAAUAUCCUACAGCUAUUACUAAUAUUAUCCCACAGCUUACCGAGAAACCAGAUACAAAAAUGUCACUGUACAAGUACUCAGAGGCAGCCCAGAUAGGCAUCACCGCCGCUUUCUGCUUCCUGGUGAUCGCAGACCUGGUUGGCAACAGCCUGGUCUGUGCGGUCGUUCUUCGUAACAGGGUAAUGCGUACCCCCAUGAACUACCUCCUGGUGAAUUUAGCCGUUGCUGAUAUGACUGUAGCCCUGUUCAUCGCGGCGCGCUACAUCUUUAAGCUGAUAUUUACGCACCCGAAAGGGACAGCCGGCGACGUUGUAUGCCAGCUCAUCACCGGCGAGCCGUUUGUUUGGGUCGGCGCGCUGGCUUCUACUUUCUCCCUCGUCUGCAUCGCACUAGAGCGCUACCUCGCCAUUAAAUUCCCUUACGAUGAACGCAAAAGGAUAACAACUACCAAGCUCAAGCGAAUUGUUGUACUAGACUGGGUGCUAGCUCUUUUAUGGAACAUGCCUCUCUUCAUGUACGCGCGUUAUGAUCCCGUCAGCGAAUUUUGUCUGUUCAAAUGGCCCACUGCUAAUUUCGUUAAAUUCCACAGCCCCCUCGGUGCCAUUGUUUAUGUCGUUCUACCGAUCACAGUCAUGAUUUACCUGUAUUCUAAGCUAGUGUACAAGCUGUGGUUUCGCCCUACAACUACGUCGACCAUGGCACAGCAAAAGAAGUUGCACUUUUGCAAGAAAACCGCCCGGCUCGUGGUCACGGUCAGCGUUAUUUACUCCAUCUGUUGGAUCCCAAAUAUCGUCGUCUACGUCUUCUCUUCGUUCAGCAGGCAGCCGCUUUACUCAGCCGUACACACAACCAGCAUCGUCUUGGUCACUCUCAAUUCUGCUAUAAAUCCUGUGUUAUACAGCUGGCAGAGUGACCGUUUUCGGAAGCACAUACUAGCGCUGUUUCCUUGCACACGCCAGCGUUGCAGAAUCAGCCCCGCCAAACCAGUCACAUGUACAGAUAAAGAUUCAAACAAGACUUCGGGUCUUACAGAGUUGAUUCAGUUCGUGAGUAGAGGUCCCAUGGCCUAAAAAAUUACACAUAAUGACUCUCGAAUUAAGUUUACUUCUCCGGUUGGAGGAAAUUUGCAUUUUCGUAGAAGUCUAUAGCGUAGAAAAGUUUGAAGUUACAGCCAAUACGACUAAAAACGUCCACCUCAGUCGAACUUCUGUAAAAAAAUUUCCUUUUUAUUACGGGGGAUUUUACUUAUCAGACAAUAGUCGGUUGCUUUUGUGUAAAUACUUUCGGUUCUUUCAAAUAAACGAGUUUCUCAGUUUACUUAU
Messenger RNA from Orbicella faveolata, 1456 nucleotides. Its product is annotated as QRFP-like peptide receptor. Gene Ontology annotation, biological process: G protein-coupled receptor signaling pathway. The record is from RefSeq and is a predicted model, not a curated record. Gene Ontology annotation, cellular component: membrane. NCBI's taxonomy places the organism in Eukaryota, Metazoa, Cnidaria, Anthozoa, Scleractinia, Merulinidae. Gene Ontology annotation, molecular function: G protein-coupled receptor activity.